AUGCGACGUACCAGCACGGUUGAGCCCUCGUGGUCGCGUGCCUCGUCGCUGGAUACCAUGACGCGCGAGCUCAUCGACGCCGAGGAAGGCUGUCGACACAGGGACUGCUCAAACUCGUCCAGCUCUUGCUCAAUUUCGAGUGGCGACAACGGCAGUGAUUGGAUCGAGAAGAGGACUUAUGCUAUCGAUUCGUCCUCUGAAUCGCUCAUGAAUUUUGGCGUCGUCGCGCCUGGUCUGUACCGCUCUGGGUACCCGAGCUCCCAGCACUUUCCUUCCAUGAGGAAACUUCGCCUGAAAACUAUUGUUACUUUGGUAGUGCACGAGGAGCCGGAUGACGCAUUGAAGAGUUUCGUCAGCGAAGCCAACAUCAAGCAGGUCUUCUUUGCCAUCAAGGGCACCAAAAAGGAGGCCAUUCCGGAUGCUGUCAUGUCGGACAUUCUUGGCGUUGUGCUGGAACCGAGCAACUACCCACUCCUGGUUCACUGCAACAAGGGGAAACACCGCACCGGCUGCGUCGUCGCGGCGGCGCGCAAGGCAAACGGGUGGCACAGCAGCAGAGCUCUGGCCGAGUACCGUUCUUUUGCGGAGCCAAAGGUGCGCGACGCCGAUGUCGACUUCAUCACCAACUUUGACCACGUCGCCAUGGGGAUUGCUGUCCCAACACCCUCUAUCUUCGACUCAUCACCAUAUCUGAUGGGAAGCCGCACACCACUUUCUGACAUUUUCACCUCCUUGUCGAAUUGGAAGUGGGGGAAACCUUCAACACUGAGGAGAUCACCGCAGGCCAAUGGAUGGUAUGUGGCCAUACUAGGUUCGGCAUCCAUCUGCGCAUUGAUCAUGUGGCUUCUGCGUGCUCGUUAG
This is a messenger RNA of Emericellopsis cladophorae, 861 nucleotides long. RefSeq lists its product as uncharacterized. Gene Ontology annotation, biological process: dephosphorylation. The transcript has 2 exons. Gene Ontology annotation, molecular function: inositol diphosphate tetrakisphosphate diphosphatase activity; phosphatase activity. The record is from RefSeq and is a predicted model, not a curated record. Gene Ontology annotation, cellular component: cytoplasm. Bases 1 to 861 code for a protein of 286 amino acids. NCBI's taxonomy places the organism in Eukaryota, Fungi, Ascomycota, Sordariomycetes, Hypocreales, Bionectriaceae.